UGGAAUGAAAACAAACAACAACAAAUCCACAUCACUGCUCCGAAGUCGGAUUUAAAACCCCCACGAAACUCAUUAAAAGCCAGGUGAAAUACCAUUUGGACACAUUCUGGAGACAAGACAGGUGAAUCAGCAUGAGUGGCAAGUGGUUGGUGGUCCUUUUGGCCGGUGUCGUGAUCCUGGGAAGCCUGCAAGAGGCAGCGGCCACUGAAACGGAGAACAAAACCCAUGAAUUCGUGGCCACCAAGGAAUGGCAGGUGAUUGCAGAAGGUCAGCCCAUCCCCAAAGGCCUCCACGUGCGCAUCAACCUGCAGACGGGACUCAAGGAAGCCAAACUCUUGGAUGAAAGCGAACGUGGCACUGCACUGCAGAGUCAGCCGGAAGAAGAGAAGAUCGAGCAUCAGGAUCAGGAUCAGGAUAAUGAACCCCUGGCGCUGGACUACAAGCCGGACAUCAUCGAGGAGUCGCUGCGUCGCGUGAAGGAGCAGAAGAAGAGCUACGCGGAGCUGCGCAAGGCCUACAAGGAGUUCCAGAAGAACUUUCGCACGGACGGCGAGCUGAUUGUCCAGCUAAUCGAUCAAUAUCGCAACUUCAGCAAGACGCCGCAGGAGUCGGAGAUGCGCUCCAAGCUGGAUUGCCUGGAGAAUCUGGAGUAUCUGCUGCAUCAGAUCGACAAUGCAUUGAUGUUCAUCGAUAAUGGAGGAUUGGACGAUGUCCUACUGCCCAUUGUGGUCAACGAUACGAACACCUCGCUGAGGGUCUCGGCCAUGCGAGUGUUGGGCUCCCUCGCGAGCAACAAUCCCAAGGCCCAGAUCAAGGUGUUCGAGAAGAACUUUGGCUCGCAUCUGGCCCAGAUCCUGACCAGCUCCGGGAAUGCGGCAGAGAUAUCCGCCGCUCUCCAUGCCUUUGGAGCUCUGCUGCGGAAAUUUCCGCUUGCCCAGCAGCGAGUGCUCUCCACAUCGGGCACACAGGCUCUGAUCAAGGUGCUGCAGAGUUCGGAUGUGGAGCUGCGCAGCAAAGCCAAGGUGGUGACCCUCAUCAGUGAUUUGGUGCUGGAGAAGCGCUCGGUGCUGGAGGCCAACAAAGAUGCGCCCGAAGCGGCCAGCACGAUGGCGCAAUAUGUGCUCCUGGAGUUCGAGCCCUGGCUGAAAUCACAGGGCUAUUGUCCAGCGGUGGAUAGUGUCCUCACCAAGGACUUUCUGCAUCUUCUAGAGCAACCAGAGGUGGUGGAACAGUUUGCCACUGCCCUGGAAACCACCGAGGAUCUUUGCCUCGACUCCUGGUCGCAAAGUUCGGGCCUCAGGCACGCCCUGUUAACCGUUCGCAAUCGAUUUGCCAACAGCAAGGACGAGUACCGACUGGAGGUCUCCCAGAUCGUGGCCAAACUGUGCGAGAGAUUGUUCAACAAGCCCAAACACACCGAACUGUAAUCCUAGCCAAUUUACUUUCUAAAAGUUUUAGUUAGCUGUAAGCUCAGUUUGAAUGUAAUUCGUAGCCAAAAACCACAGACCCCAAAUGUUCAGGUUAAGUGAGUGAUAACUAAGUUGCCAAGUACUUGUGAUGCGAAAAUAAUGCUCCUUUUGCGAAAAAGUAUACACUUUGUCAUUAAUAUAAGAAAGCUACUUAUAAAUAUGAUUUUUUUUUCGCAAGCUAGGUUCGAUAAUAAAAGUUAAU
This is a messenger RNA of Drosophila takahashii, 1671 nucleotides long. RefSeq names its product Sil1 nucleotide exchange factor (gene Sil1). Lineage: Eukaryota; Metazoa; Arthropoda; Insecta; Diptera; Drosophilidae. The record is from RefSeq and is a predicted model, not a curated record.